This is a messenger RNA of Aureobasidium pullulans EXF-150, 1491 nucleotides long. RefSeq names its product putative pantothenate transporter. Gene Ontology annotation, biological process: transmembrane transport. The coding region runs from base 1 to 1491 and encodes 496 amino acids. The transcript is spliced from 10 exons. Gene Ontology annotation, molecular function: transmembrane transporter activity. The record is from RefSeq and is a predicted model, not a curated record. Gene Ontology annotation, cellular component: membrane. Lineage: Eukaryota; Fungi; Ascomycota; Dothideomycetes; Dothideales; Saccotheciaceae.
AUGGCAGCUCUCGAGAAAUCAGAUGCGAAGAUCGCAGCUUCGGUUCUGCCAACAUCAUCGUUUGAGGUCCAUAGCACACCGGACACACAAGAAGAGAGGCGUUCACUACGACACCGCUUCCGAGAGGUCAUCUGGGAUAGCUGGGAUAGAUCACCCGAGGAACGAAAGUUCGUCUCAAAGAUUGAUUUCUUCAUCUUGACAUGGGCAGGUUUUACUUACUUCUCGAAGAAUCUCAACCAGAACAACCUCUCCAACGCAUAUGUGUCUGGGAUGAAAGAAGAGAUCAAUGUAGUCGGUAACCAGUACCAGACAUUCACCACUAUGUGGACAAUUGGUUAUGUGAUUUCUCAAAUCCCAAGUCAGAUGAUUACCACACGCGUCAGGCUCUCUUGGUGGUGUCCAUCCUGGGAGCUGUUUUGGGUCAUCGUCACCUUCGCGACUGCCGCUGUCAAGACGCCCCACCAAGUUUACGCAUGUCGAUUCCUCGUUGGCUUUGCGGAAGGAACGUUUUAUCCGGCAGUGCAUACUGUGCUCGGAGGCUGGUACACGAAGCAGGAGCUAGCCAAGCGAGCAUGCAUAUUUUUUGCUUCCGCGUUCGUCGGCUCGAUGUUCUCAGGUUAUCUCCAAGCCGCACUUUAUACGGGGAUGGAUGGAGUUCAUGGUCUCUCUGGCUGGCGUUGGCUGUUCAUUUUCGACGGCGUGAUCACGUUCCCAAUGGCGCUUUGGGGAUACUAUGCCUUGCCGGACUUACCAAGUAAUACCAGGGUAAAUUGGCUGACACCUGCUGAGAAAGAGCUUGCCCUAUUGCGGAUGAAAAAUGCCGGGAAACAGCUCGAUGAACCGAUUACUUGGGUUGGUGUUGCAAGAGUCCUCAAGAAGUGGCACUUCUGGGUGUAUACCGCCUAUUACACCUUCUUCAUCUGCAGUGAGAACAUCGGAGGGUACAUGAACCUCUGGUUAAAAAGCCUUGAUCGCACAGCAGCUGACACUUCUCGUAGUUACUCUGUCCCACCGAUCAACACAUACCCGACUGUAACUAAUGCCGUAACCAUAGUGACAACACUAUGUUAUGGUUGGGUCAGCGAUGGCAUAGGCUUGCGAUCUCCUAUCGUGUACUUCUCGCUCACGGUCUGCUUUUUCGCUGCCAUGAAUCUAGCAGUAUGGGACGGUGUGCCAUUCGGACUUAAAUGGGCGUCCUUCUACCUGACGGGCUUUGCCCAAGGCUCAGGGCCAGUCUUCCUCACAAUGGUGAACGAGAUCUGCGCGGGCGACAGUCUCGAGCGAAAGCUCAUCCUCGGGUCGACGAAUUCCAUCGCAUAUGCUUUUAAUGCUUGGAUACCUCUGAUAACAUACGACACCAACUAUGCGCCCAGAUUUUUGAUUGGUAAUUCUGUUACGGUCGGAUUGAUUGUGUGUGCGGCUUGUACAUUGAGUCUCGCUCUCUACCUGCAGAGACGUGAUGCUGCAAGAAGCAAGAGGGCGAUGGUGUAG